Molecule: messenger RNA, 3453 nt
Organism: Suillus paluster
Lineage: Eukaryota; Fungi; Basidiomycota; Agaricomycetes; Boletales; Suillaceae
Exons: 11
Coding region: 1-3453 (1150 amino acids)
Biological process (GO): nucleotide-excision repair
Cellular component (GO): nucleus
Molecular function (GO): DNA endonuclease activity; single-stranded DNA binding
Source: RefSeq, a predicted model, not a curated record
AUGGGUGUGAAGUCACUAUGGGAUCUCUUGACUCCAGUGGGCCGUCCAGUGCCGCUCGAGACCAUUGAAGGGAAAGCGCUCGCGAUUGAUUCUAGCAUUUGGAUUUACCAGUUUCAAGCUACUAUGCGCGACAAGGAUGGACGUGCAUUAGUUAAUGCACAUAUGCUUGGUUUCCUCCGACGUAUUUGCAAGCUAUUGUUCUAUGGGAUUCGCCCAGUAUUUGUCUUUGAUGGAGGAGCUCCUGCGCUCAAGAGAAACACGAUUAUUGAGCGUAAGAAGAAGAAGAGUGGUGCUGCUGCAACUCACGCCAAGAUUGCGGAGAAGCUGCUGGCAGCCCACAUGAGACGGGAGGCUUUGGUACAUGCUCAAGCAUCACACCCCCCAACUUCAAAUGGAAAACAGAAAGCGCCCUCAGGACCCGUAGUCCUAGAUGAGAAUGUGGUUUAUCUGGAGGACAUUGAUGGCUCUGCGCCGAAGACACCAGCAAAGAAGAAAGCAGAAGAAACACCCCCGUCGUCAAAGAAGAAAGCCCGCUUUUAUGAUCACGAUCCGUACAGGCUUCCAGACGUGAACCUCGAAGAGCGCGUGGCGAAGGCCACUAGUUCACGGGUUCCGGACCCGCGACUCGCCACAGAGGAAGAGCUUCGGGCAUUCAUUGAGGAUAUGCGUCCGGAGGACUUUGAUGUCACUUCUUCAGCAUUUCAGGAGCUGCCCACUGAAGUUCAGUAUGAAAUUGUUGGUGACCUCCGGUUGAAGUCACGUCAGACAUCGUACAAGCGCCUGCAGAAUAUGCUACGGAAGGCAGCAACGCCCCUCGACUUCUCACGAGAACAGAUCAAGAAUCUCAAGCAACGAAAUGCUCUGACUCAACAACUCUUGACGACCACCGACAGUAUCGGUAAAGCACACAUUACCAUCCCUGUUCGAAUUGCCAGUGAACGCAAUCGAGAGUAUGUUCUUGUCAAGAACGAGGGGGCAGAUGGUGGUUGGGUCUUGGGCAUCCGGGACGAAGGCACACGGUCAAAACCAAUCGAAAUUGAUCAAGACGAGCCCACACUUCAAAGUGACAGCGAUGAUGAUAUGGAGAUGGAGGAAGUCAGUAUACCAGGUGGUGGAGCCACUGACCCCGAUCUUCGGGAGUUUCAGUCAAGUAUGGCAUUGCACACCAUAGGUAAACGCUCGCAGCCAUCUGUUCUAAAACCUGUCCAGAGGCGAAUCAAAUCGAAGCCUUUGUUUGACCUGGAUGAUGACGACGACGACACAUCCAGACCUCUGAUUCAUAACGAAUUGGAGGACAUUGAUGAUCCUGAGCUUGCCCUGGCAAUUCAGGCUUCACUGGAAGAUAGUGCUGCCAAUUAUAAGCCUAGUACUCCUCCUGCAACUCCUCAGUCAAAACUUGCUCAUCUAACCCAUGAUUCCGAUGACGACUUAUACACGUCCCCUUCUCGGCUGGAGACUGCACUCUCAAUUGCAGGUGCCGGUCCAGCGCGAAGGCUAUCUGGAACUCUGCCCGAUCUUCCGUUGCAGACGUCGUUUGGGAAGGCAACUUUGUUGAUGUCGCCGAAGACAGCGUCGCGUCCCAUGCCAUCCGUUCGAUUACCCUCGUCAGAAUCAGAUGAGAGCAUGGAUGAAGUAUUGCCUGUACCAUCCUUCGAGGUACCAGAUAUAAUGCCGCCGCCUGUUGCUACCGCCACCCACAUCGAACCAUCUCCCUCCCCCCAAUUUUUGCAGGAUGCCGCACAAGAUUCAGAUGACGACAUGGAAGAAGUCGCGGUCACUAAUGAAGGCCGCGUCGAAGAAUUACCCGAGAGUUCUGUACCUGUGAUGCUCUCAGCACCAGAAGUUCUCGAUGCGGCCAAAGAACGACGAUCAAUAUCCUCUGCCUCUUUUCAACUGCCGAAGACGUUGGAACCUCCUUCGCAGCCUUCGUCAUCUAGUAUGGUCACGCCCGAGGCUCCGAUACCCGAGAGUGACGAUGAAUCUGAUAUCGAAUGGUCACGGUCUCCGUCUCCCGUUCAUGGUGCUGCUCCUGAGAGUGCUGAACAAGGAGCAUCUGCUGCCGCAGAAACAUGGGAUGCUGCUCAAGAGAUGGAUCCCCAUGCUGAAGAAGGCGAAUUUGUUCGCUUUAUCUCUCAAGUUAAGGGCAAAGAUUUGAAUGCCGUCAGAGAUGAGAUCGACGAAGAGAUUCGGACGUUGAAUCAGCAGAAGAAAGCAGCGAUGCGUGAUUCGGAAGACAUCACUCAACAGAUGAUCUCUCAAAUUAUGUUGAUGUUGCGUCUCUUUGGUAUUCCAUACAUAACCGCACCGAUGGAAGCCGAAGCACAGUGCGCAGAACUAGUGGCGCUGGGAUUAGUCGAGGGUAUCAUCACGGACGACUCUGACGUUUUUCUUUUCGGAGGUAUGCGCGUCUUCAAGAAUAUGUUCAAUCAAUCGAAGACUGUAGAAUGUUUUCUUUCGUCUGAUCUCUCACGGGAGCUUGGGCUGGAACGCGACACGCUCAUUCGUCUGGCAUAUCUGCUCGGAAGCGACUAUGUCGAGGGGCUUCCUGGGGUUGGCCCUGUAGUGGCCAUGGAACUGCUCAAAGAGUUUCCAGGCGAGGACGGCCUUCACAAGUUCAAGAACUGGUGGAUCAAAGUCCAAAGUGGGCGGGACCGAGAAGAGGACAAUACGACCAAAUUCCGGAAUCGUUUCAAAAAGAAGUUCAAAAAUCUGUAUCUGUCGCCGGAGUGGCCUAAUGCGUUAGUGAGGGAUGCUUAUUAUCAUCCGACGGUAGAUUCAUCAGAGGAGCCGUUCAAAUGGGGUAUGCCCGACCUCGACGCCCUCCGACACUUUUUACACGAAGAGCUACACUGGAACCAAUCCAAAGUUGAUGAGCUGCUGUUACCCAUCAUUCAGAAAAUGAAUAAGCGGAACCAGGCCGCAGCUAUGAAUCGGCAGGGCAAUUUAAAUAGCUUCUUUGAGGUUGCACCCGGUAGCGGAUCAUAUGCUCCCCGGAAACGACAAGCAUACGGAAGUAAGCGCCUUCAGCAAGUGGUUACAGAUUUCCGAAAACAGCAGGCACAACGGAACACUAGCAUACCACCUGAUGAAGCAGAUAAUUUCGUACCUGAAGACGACCAAGAGCCCGCGAUCAAAAAGAGGAAAACAGACACUAACCAGAAGGGUCGAACGAAACCCAGUCCUGCGGUGGCACCACAGAAAAAACAGCGGGCAGUUACUAGCCGCAGAGGCAAGGGCCGCGGUGCCAAAUUGCAGGGCUCGUCCGCUAGGACACUUGAGGAAUCUGGACCUGAAAGCGGAGACGAGUAUAUUGGCAAUGUUAAUGAUCGUGACGGUCCUUCCGCCGCAGAAACCUCAAAACCCCGACUCCGCCCACGGGCGAGACCAGUGGCAAAAGGGACCCGAAUACCUGACAGAUAUACCAUACUUGCGGCAGAGUUCGAGGGUCCUUAG